CUGUUUGAAAGACUGUCAUCCUAAUAUGAGCCAUUGUUGAGAAAUAGAGCACACCUAUGAAAACAACUAAUAUGCUGAACCCUGUAUGAAACAGCUGAAAACUACAUGAUGGAGAAGCUGAAUUGAAUAUGAAAGUGCAAGUCUUUGCCACCGUGGGCAAAGCACGCAACCACUGUGUGAGGUUGCGUUGGGUCUCUUCUGAGCUGAUGAGCAAGCCACACAUUAUCAGAUCGAGAGCUGGCUGAGAACUCAUCAAAGAGAGGGAAACAAAACUAUGAUAAUUAUGAUAACUGGAGUGUGCAGCGUUUCCAUGAGUUCUUUCAGAUGCGCAGCAGUUUUCCUGUAUCUUGACUCAUGUGUGCACAGUAAAAAAUGGAGUGUCAAUAUUUCAGAGUAAACCUAUUUUAACCUAGAUAGAGUAUUUACAACUCUAUGAGGAGUAAACCAGCUCUAACAUGAGAGUUAAAAGUCAGUGUAAAGUUUGUUAGACACUCAGUGAAGACUUAACUCCACACAGUGUUGAUUAGUACCAGUCCGCAGGCGUGUGCGGUCUCAGAGCUCUGAUGCGCAUGGAAUUUUCUCCGGAGAGUUGCCGCAGUCAGGUAAGUGAAGUUAACAUUCCCAUACUGGUAACAUUAAAAGGUAUUUUUAAACUAAAUAGCUCUUUAUAGUUCCACUGAUGUCGAGUGAGGACAUGUUAGCAGCAUUUACCCAUAGGUUUAAUGAUAUUGUCCAGUAGCUACAUGCUAGCAGUUGCUAAAAGUUAAGAUGUUCGUUAUCUUCUCACUGAGUUAAUAUGAACCUAAAACAUUUUAACUAUGUAUUUCUUCUGAAUGCUGUCUAAAUAAUAUCAUUGUCACAUGUCUAAUGGUACAGUUUGAACAACUAUAUUACCUUUUAUUAGUAAGCUAAUAAUCGCUAAUUAGCUUAUAUAAGCGAACUACUUUCAGAAAAAGUAGGUAACAUUACCAUAAAGUUAACUUUACUGGUUUAUAUUAUUUUAAGCAAAUGCCAAAGGCAUACACUAAUUUAGUUUUGCUCAUUAUUUAGUAAGAAAUAUGUAUUUUGUAUAAAUUAACUGAUAGCAAUGUUAAUGAUAUGUUAAGUAAUAUUAGGUAAUGUUUCUAUUUUAUAGAAAGGUUUAAGAGUAUGCAAAAACCAAAUCUCUGAGAGAUGCAACCAGAAGAAACAUACUUGAGGCUGAGAUGACAGAAACACAUGGACAUCUCCCCCUAAAAGCGUAAGAGUGAUGUAUGUGCAGGGGAUUGUUGCUCUGUCUCCAUAUCUGGAAGACCCAUAUUCACAACAUGGAUAUGAACAUUACUACGAUCCAGAGAGCGGUUCAGGAUACCUUGAAUGGUCUUCAACCGCCAUGCAAAGAAAAGCUGCGGAGGAAAGAAGCGUCUCAGUUUGCAAAUCUCCCAAAAUUGGUGGGCCAGGCCAUGGUCGAUCCAGACCACUCACCACUCAGACAGUGUUAUCAGAUGAGGAUGUAAGAGCAGCUAUUGCUCUUUUGAGACACUCUGCUGAUGAAGACAUCUAUGAAAAGAUGAAAGCUACCUUCAUUUAUUGGCAUUCAAUGGUCAACGAUGAAAAGAAUGCAGCAGAUGUCUUCAUAGGCCUGAUGUGGUUUCUGGACACACCAGGACUGAUAGAACAAGAUUUCCAACUCCUGUUUUGUGAGGUCACUGCCAGCAAAUCCUUGGAGAGGUGGCCCAUCAAUCUCAAAGCAAAGGUUGUAAAGGAAAGUCAUGGACUUGUCUCCACCUCAGAGCUCUUGGAGUUAAUGUGCAAUGCUGAGUCAGGCUGGGACAGUGACGUCUACUAUCUUGCUGCUGCUACAUCUGCUACCACCAUUUGCACAAGGGUGAAAGAGACCAGGAAAGAUGUCUGCAUCUCAAGCUGUCGAUAACCUCAUCAAAUUCCCAAAGGCUGGAACCAGUGUACAGCAGCAUCUAGACAACAGCAGUCAGCCCUACCUUCUUGCUCAGGGAUCCACAAGAAGCAGCAUUCACACCUUCAUUGUGAUUGACAAGCAUGCACUUCCACGUAAAGCGACAGGUUCAGUAGGAGCCCUUGAUGAAGUUUUUAGGGCCCAUUAUGUCUUUAGUACAUCAUACAGUUCAUUGCUGACCAACUUUUUUCACUUUUCUGCAAACAACUGUGACAUUGGGGAAACGCAAUAUUGCUUUCUCUAGUGAGCAUCAUAGAACUGUAUGCUAAUGUGAAUUGUAAGGGCUUGUUACGUUAAUUAAAUGACACUGAAAUGAGAAACAUAAUAAAUGCUGUUACUUUAACCUGUAUGUUUGUUGUCAUUUCCAUAAUAUAGGAUAGAUCACAGUUAUUUAGAAAUAUAGCAUCAUAAGAUGAAUAUGAAAAAAUAACACUACAGAGAAAUAAAAAUUAUAUAUUAUUACACAUCAGAGUGUUAUUAUUAAACUAAAUUUGGAGUAAAAAUAGCUCUAUAAAGUGUAAUCAAAUUACUCUGAACAGUGUGAAUAACCCUCAGUGUUAAAUAUUUUUACACAUUUUGUUGUUAAUUUUGACACUAAAUUGAGUACAAUUAACACUGAAAACUUAACACUGGUCAUAGAGUAAAUUUAACUCUAAUUUUGAGUGGGACCAAAUGUUAUCUGAAGCAGAGUUAAAAUCAACUCUCUAAGUGUAAAAUUGACACUUGGUU
Oreochromis niloticus (Nile tilapia) is the source of this 2683-nucleotide messenger RNA. RefSeq lists its product as uncharacterized. The record is from RefSeq and is a predicted model, not a curated record. The transcript is spliced from 7 exons. The coding region runs from base 1250 to 1912 and encodes 220 amino acids. Lineage: Eukaryota; Metazoa; Chordata; Actinopteri; Cichliformes; Cichlidae.